AUGUGGACGGUGCCACAGCAGAGGGAGGACCCAGAGCAGCGGGUGGAGCAGCUGAUGACGUUGUAUGAUCAGCAAAUCCAGGACAUUGAGGCCUGCUCAAGAAACACGCCCUACUGGGAUGGCUACUGUGGGCUGGUCAAGGUGCCAGACGAGGACUUGGUGCGGCGAGACGCCGCGCCACAAAACGUGCACCAGCCUGUGGUGCCAUCUGCUGCCCAGCAGGCACCGCUGCAGCAGGGUGCGCUACAGCAGCAGGGCCAGCAGCAGAGACGAGGCCCGGCAACCGCGGGAUCAGGCACAAGCGGCGGAGCCCGGACGCCGCCCUCGGCCUCCCCACGCAGCAGCCCCGGCGUGUCGCCGUUCAAGGCCGCCCCCGGCGCCGUGCCACGCCGCCAGCAGCCCGCAGUGGUGCUGGCGGAGCAAGCGGCGGCGCUCAUCCACCAGCAGGGGCGGCUGCACGACGCUGAGGCGCUGCUGCAUGCUGCGCUGGAGCGGUGUGCCACAUCGGAUACGGAACUGGCUGGGAGGGUUGUCGACCUAUUGCUAGAAGUGGAGCGAGAGUUCCAGCAAACGCCCACCCACAGCCGCAACGGCAGCGAGGCAGAGCAUGAGGACCACGGCGACUGGACGGCCAUCAGUAGCAGUGACAGCGAUGAUCCUGCGGCACUGCUACGCCAGGCUGUGGAGGCGCUGGCGGGCGGCCAGGAGCGGAGCGCAGUGCAGCUGCUGCAGCGGGGCCUGUCGGCCUGCCCCCCAGAUCUGCUGGAGCUGCGCCGCCGCAUUGCCCUGUAUCUAGAGCUGGUGGUGCACGGCGCCAUUGUGGCCGGCGCCAUGGGCAGGGACGGCGACAAGAAGGGCAGAUGGUCGAUCAAGUCGCUGCUGAAUCCAGGCCUACGACACCGCAGCUUUCGCGAUGCGCGCGGCGCCCGGGGGGCCAGCUUGGCGUCGCUGUCGCCUGAGCCAGAGUCCCCGGCACCGGCAGCGGCGCUGGGGGCCCCUGCCACGCCGCCCUCCACAUCCCCAGGCGUGCAGCAGAGCAGCGAUGCGGGGGACAGCGGGCAGGGAUCCGCCGCCAUUUCCGGCUCAGCAGCAGCGGCGGCUGCUGCCCACCCGCUGGCAGGGCGCAGCCUGGUGGUGCAGGUGCUGCAGGCGCGGCGGCUGCGGGCGGCAGAUUCCAACGGCCUCAGCGACCCUUACUGCGUUGUAAAGGUGGGCGAGCACAAGGCCAGCAGCAAGACGGAGCUGAAGACUCUGGAGCCGCGCUGGAACGAAACCAUGUGCUUCAGCGCGGCCAACGUGGCCGAGGCGCUAGAGGGGGGCAAGGUGGAUGCCGGGGAGAUUCAGGUGGCGGCUUGUUUUGAGGCGGGCGGCGGCCAGGGCCAUCAGGACGGCGGCGCGCUGAGCACGCUGUGCUGCCCGCCUGGCACGCGCAAGCAGGUGCCCCAGGUGGUGCACAGCCAGCGCGGCAUCUUGUAUGAGGAACCGCUGAUUGCCUGCCUGGCCGUCACACUAGAUCGUGUGGAGGGGUUGGGCGCCCACCCCGCAGCAGCGGCGGCGGGCCAGGGGGCAAGCAGCACCAACGGCUUUUCGGAUGCCGGCAGCCCGCUGGCACGUGGCAGCGCCAGCCCGCUGGCCCCCUGGCGCGGCGACAGCCCGGUGGCCGGCAGCGGCGGCAAGCUGCUGGGGCGCCUGUUCAACCGCAAGCACGGCGGCGGCGGCGGCGGCGGCGGCGGCGCUGCCCGCAUCCUCACCAACUCCUCCUCCAUGCGCAGCUCGGUCAGCGACGGCAUGAUUGCUGGGGAGGACCCGGGAGACGAGUACGGCGGCCUGGACUUUUAUGAGCGGGAGGCGGGGAUGGGCGGGGAGGCCGAGUACGGCCUGGGGGUGGAGGAGGAUGAGGAGGUGCCCCAGGAGCUGCUGCAGGAGGAUCCCGCCACGCCCCGCGGUACAGGGCGGGACAGCACCGACGAGGGCCAGCUGGCACGGUCGUCUGUGCUGGCGCGGCCCCCCACCUUUCUGUCGCGUGACGAGGGCCACCACGCCCUGUCUGGCAUGCGCAUGUACGUGCGCCUGGUGCUGGGCAGGCAGAAGCAGACGAGCUGGAUCAAGAAGGAGCACGCCAACGGCGCCGCCAACUGGCACCAGACGUUUGUGUUUGCGACGCCGCUGCCGCUGCGCGACCGCCAGCUGCGGGUGGAGCUGUACCGCACCAGCAGCAGUACACAGCGGGGCAGGCUGAUCAGCAUAGCGCACGUGUGGGUGCACGCCCUGGUGCCGCCAGCGCUGGCCCAGAACCAGGAGACGUGCAGGCAGAGCACUGUGGAGCUGGAGAGCGUGCUCAAGCACCAGCCAGGCGGCCGCGUGCUGCUGCGCUCCACGCUCGUGGACACAGACCUGCGGCGCUGCAUGUACCAGGCCCCUUUCCUGGACGGCGAGGAGCCGGAGGAGCAGCAGCAGCAUGCGGCGGCGGAGGGGGCCGGCGGCGCGGGCAGGCGCGUGCAGCGGCUGGAGAGCCUGACUCUGGAGUAUAGCAACCGGGAGCUGAAGAAGAAGGUGAUGCACUCAGAGCAAAGCUUCAAGACGUGGGAGGACAGCCACCGGCACCGGGCCAAGGCGGCGCUGAAGGGCUACGCCACGGCUGGCGCUGAGCUGGCGCAGUACGGCUGGCAGCGCAUCUCGCGGUACAUGUCGUCAGACCAGGAGGUCCCCACGGGAGAUGCGGCAGCCGCGCCUGGCGGCGCGCCUGCCCUGGCCCCCGGCCCGCCCAAGCUGCCCGAGCCCGUCGGCACCCUGCAGCUGACUGUGCACAGCAUCUCGCUGCCCGCCGCCAGCAACUCAGACUGCUACUUUGUGCUCAAGUGCGGGCCGCACUGGGGGCGCAGCAAGCAGCUGGCUAUGGGAGGGCGCACGUCUGUGGAGUGCGGGUGGCAGCUGUCCCUGCCGGUGCUGGACCCAUCACACAUCCUCACCAUAGCCCUGUUCCAGCCCUCCCGCGGCCUGAAGGCCACCGAGCGGCUGCGCCCCGGCUUCCUGCCACCCGCCGCCGGCGUGGUGGUGGUGGGCAAGCUGCGGGUGCGGCUGUCGUGCCUGCGCCCCAACACCCCGCUCUCAGCCGACCUGGUGCUGCUGGGGGAGCGGGCGCGGGGCGCACACGAGGCGGGCACGGUCAAGCUGUCGCUCGAGACCAGCUACCCCAGCCCGCUGGCUCUGUUCAAGGGGUAUGCCGCCCCGCGCCUGCCCCGCGCCGCCUAUGCUCACGGCGUGGACGCUAAGGCUCACCAGGCUGUGAUGGCGCGGGAGUGCCGCCGCAUCGUGCUGCGCUGGCUGGACGGAGCCAACCCAUCCAUCGGCUCGGCAGAGGCGCUGACGGUGCUGGAUGCGGAGAGGGAGGUGUUUGCCAUGAGCCGGGCGCGGGUCAACUACCGGCGCAUCCGCAUGGCGCUGGUGGGGCUGCGCCGCGUGCAGCGCAAGUUCGAGGCCAUCAAGGCGAGGGCGCAGGGGCCCACGUGGCAGGAGCCGUGGGAGAGCGUGGCGGCGAUGGCGGCCAUUGUGGUGCUGUGCUUUGCGCCGCGCGUGGCGGUGCCCCUGGUGCUGGCCUGGGUGGUGGCCGGCACGCUGGCGGUGCAGCCCGAGUUUGAAGGCGCGCAGGGUGCGCUGCGCAUGGAGCAGGACCCUCCCGACAUCGAGCCCGAGAAUGAGAGCCUGGAGACGACCACGGUCAACCCGCUGGUCAACCUGAGGGCCAAGAACGUGCUGGACGACGUGGCCUCCGCGAUGGAGCGCGCUGGGGCGCUGCUGUCCUGGCAGGACCCGUCGGCCACGCUGGGCGUGCUGGGCGUGCUGACCGCUGUGGCCCUCCUCAUCUUCUUCCUGGGCCUCUCCACGGUGGUGGCCUUUGCCCUCUGCUUCGUCAUCCGCCCGCCCGCGCUGCGCACGCCCACCCCGCCCCUGCCCGCCGUCGUCUUUGGCAAGCUGCCCACACGGGGCGACCGCAUCGUGUGA
Chlorella variabilis is the source of this 4002-nucleotide messenger RNA. RefSeq lists its product as hypothetical. The record is from RefSeq and is a predicted model, not a curated record. The transcript is spliced from 18 exons. The coding region runs from base 1 to 4002 and encodes 1333 amino acids. NCBI's taxonomy places the organism in Eukaryota, Viridiplantae, Chlorophyta, Trebouxiophyceae, Chlorellales, Chlorellaceae.